UCAAAGGAGGCGGCGCCAGUAACUUCCAAAACUGUCAAACCACGUGAUGUUUAGUCAAGCGGUAUGUAUCGCCGUUUCACAAGUGUGUUUUAUCGUCUGUCCUCCCGUCUUUUUGCAGCCGACACCGAUGCCAAAAAGGAUAUCGUAUUCCUUCUUGAUGGGUCAGAUGGCACAAGGAAUGGCUUCCCCGCAAUGCGUGAUUUUGUUGAAAGAGUGCUGGAGAAACUCAAUGUGGGGGCAAACAGAGACCGUGUUUCUGUGGUCCAGUACAGCAGAGACGCAGAGGUGCAAUUCUAUCUGAACACCUACACCACGAGUGAGGCCAUUGGGGAUGCAGUCAGAGGGCUCAGACACAGAGGAGGCCGACCUGUGAACACAGGGGCCGCCCUCCAAUAUGUCAGAGACAACGUGUUUACAAACUCCUCUGGGAGUAGGCAGCAGCAAGGUGUUCCUCAAAUCUUGAUCCUGCUGAAUGGUGGCAGAUCUUUUGACAACGUUGAUGCCCCGGCCUCUGCUCUCAAACAGCGGGGCAUCUUUACAAUCAGCAUUGGAACACAGAGCUCAGACAGCAACGAGCUGCAGAAGAUUUCCUAUGAUCCGAGCUAUUCUCUAUCAGUGGCUGAGCUGACUGACCUCCCCAGUGUCCAAGAUCAGCUCUCCGCUGUGAUGAGCAGGGUGCUGAGGGCAGCGCCCGGGACACCGACGGUGACUGGUAAGCCAGAUCUCCAUCCCAAACUCGGGGGAAGCAUGACAUGUUGGCUGGUAUUGGAGAGUGUCGGACGGUGGUGGGGUUGGGGGUCUGUGUGAGGUAGUAAGAGUGGGUCAACAGCCUGGAGCCGCGUUACCAGAGAGAUGGUGGCCCUUGAGGUCAGCGCAAAUCACGUCAGUUUGUCAUAUCCUGUAUUUUGUGUGCUGCAGUGGACAGACAGCCAGGCGGAAGGGAUGUGGUUUUCUUGUUGGAUGGAUCUGACGCCACAAGAAAUGGAUUCCCGGCUAUGAGAGACUUUG
Doryrhamphus excisus (bluestripe pipefish) is the source of this 1008-nucleotide messenger RNA. NCBI's taxonomy places the organism in Eukaryota, Metazoa, Chordata, Actinopteri, Syngnathiformes, Syngnathidae. The record is from RefSeq and is a predicted model, not a curated record.